Messenger RNA from Thermothelomyces thermophilus ATCC 42464, 675 nucleotides. RefSeq lists its product as uncharacterized. Lineage: Eukaryota; Fungi; Ascomycota; Sordariomycetes; Sordariales; Chaetomiaceae. The coding region runs from base 1 to 675 and encodes 224 amino acids. The record is from RefSeq and is a predicted model, not a curated record. The transcript is spliced from 3 exons.
AUGAGUGAUGAGGCGGUGAUGGACGAGAGGUUUCGCGCAGGAUUUGACGCAAAAAUCCUGAGUGGUAGGGCAACGACCCGAGGUGCCUGGAAUUCUUGUUGGUUUGGCGGCGGCUUCACCGAUUCACUAUCAGUCAAGGCCGCUAAACCACGGAACCCAGACGGCAAUGACUCUUAUCUCAUCGGUGAAUAUCAAUCUCGAGCGAGCCACCAGAGCGUUGCUGUUGGGGUCUCAGUGGGCCGGUCCAAGAGCGAUGUGUUGUAUCUUUCCUGCAGCUCCCCGCAGAGCCUGCCACAUCUGCCAAUUACUCGACCUGAGAGAGCCGAAUCCGGCUUGGGAACAGUUUCCCUCUCGGUGCCACUGAGCCCGUGUAGGGCUGGAAAUCCUCACCUUGUAAAGGUCUCGAGGACAAGCAUGCAGGCGUUCGGCCCGAAGCGUCUGGCAGCUCAUCCCGCUGCAAUGUCCAUUCCUUCCGUGGGCAUGACCAAGUGGCGCAGAGAGAUCAUUCCGCGCACAGAUCGAAAGAAAAACUCAAUAGAAGUUUCGGGAACUUCAUCUUCCGUCAUCAAGCGAACCCCGAGCGCGAAGAGAUGCUUGCGACUCAACACAGGAAUCAUCCAAUUUCAGAACGUUCGAAGUUCGAUUGUAUCUGACGACAGCCUCCCGGCAUCGUGA